GUAGAUUUGAUUGGUUUUUCUUAAUUAUUUCCUGGUGCAAAAACUAUUUAAACUGCACUCGUGACGCACUUGACCCGGUGUUCUAUCCACAGAGCGAGGAAAGAGUGACAGCGUGGAACGCGCAUCACAGGACACGCAACCAAACGAGAUUGAAGCCCGAUCCCCUCUGACACCAUGGUUGAUGCUUUCGUUGGAACCUGGAAUAUAGUAGACACCAAGAACUUUGACGAGUACAUGAAGGCAAUAGGUGUGAACUUCGCCACCAGGCAGGUAGCCAACAUGACCAAGCCCACCACCAUCAUCAGCGUGGCGGGGGACACAGUGACGCUGCGCACAGAGAGCACCUUCAAGAACACGGAGAUCAGCUUCGUCUUGGGCCAGGAGUUCGAUGAGACCACCGCAGAUGACAGGAAGGUCAAGUCUCUGGUCACGCUCGAUGGGGGGCAGCUGGUCCACAAGCAGACAUGGGAUAACAAAGAGACGACGCUGGUGAGGGAGAUAAAGGACGGCAAGCUCACCCUGACUCUGACUAUGGGAACAGUGGUGAGCACACGUAUCUAUGAGAAGGCAGCGUGAGUCCUCCCCCACCGCUCCAGCGCAGAGCACGAUGGACGAUAUGGGUCCCUCGCACACUGCUGUUCCAGCCUUUUCUACUGCCUGACUGCUCUGCUCUGUUUAUACAUGUAAUUCCAUUCAAAUAUUUGUAUCCAUUGCAAAUAAAGUUCUAGUCAACGGUU
Messenger RNA from Acipenser ruthenus (sterlet), 737 nucleotides. RefSeq names its product fatty acid-binding protein, heart-like. Gene Ontology annotation, biological process: fatty acid transport. The transcript is spliced from 5 exons. The record is from RefSeq and is a predicted model, not a curated record. Bases 175 to 576 code for a protein of 133 amino acids. NCBI's taxonomy places the organism in Eukaryota, Metazoa, Chordata, Actinopteri, Acipenseriformes, Acipenseridae. Gene Ontology annotation, molecular function: fatty acid binding. Gene Ontology annotation, cellular component: nucleus; cytosol.